AUUUCUGUUGAAGAGCCCGUAAGAACCAAAAGCCCUCAAAGCCAGUCAGACAGCAAGUUUCCCCUCCUCCAAGUAGUCCCCUACCUAAAACCCUUGUUCCUGUCCUCUUGACUCAUUUUUACUCUUCCCCAAAAACCCCUCUUCCCCAACACUGCUCUCCGUCGGAUUCCAGAAGGUAAACCCUUAAUUUUGUCACUCUCUUUCAGGGUCAUCCGCUUGAGGUUAGAAGGGAAAGCAUUCAGCCUGUAUCUUUCUCACUUUUUUGUUUUUGUUGUUGCUGGUUUCUGCCUUUAUUCACACGAAUAAUAAUGGGAUCUUUUCUCGCCAACUCAUUUCUGUUAAUCGUUUUCCUCUUUGGUAGAUGAACUUGGUUCUCGUCUUAGGUCGAGUUUUCUUCUUGGAGGUCUUUGAUUACUACUAGUUUUGGCAUAUUGGGUUACAAUUUUGUCUCGUUUAUUUGCUAUUGAUCUUGACUUUGUUAUUAGGUUUAUGGUUUUGUGCAUAAUUGCAUUUCCAAUACCUUUUUCAAUUUUUUUUUUUGUUUUUGUGCAAGCAUUGUUGCAAUAUAGGGUUUAAAACGUUAGUUAUUGUCAUUUGGGCCUCGAAAGCUUUUGCUCGAGAGUUACAAUGGAUUUUCUUAAAUCCUCGCAUUAAUCUUCUCUAAUGUGGGGUUCGUAAUUGAUACUCUACAAAUACGACAUUAUGGCUUCUUUUUUUUGUGCUCUUAUUGACAAUCUGUUCAAUUUUCAGCAUUUGUGAGGAUGAAUUUCAAAGACAUGAAGGUUCCUAAGGUUCCUGGUGGUGGUUUCCCUUCUGCCUUGAUUAAGCUGGGGAUUGUCACCGGGCUUGGAGUAUAUGGAGUUGCUAACAGUCUCUACAAUGUUGAAGGAGGGCAUCGUGCUAUUGUUUUUAACCGAAUUUCUGGCAUCAGAGAGAAGGUUUACCCUGAAGGCACACACUUGAUGGUCCCCUGGUUUGACAGGCCUAUCAUCUAUGAUGUUCGUGCUAAGCCUAAUCUGGUGGAGAGCACUUCUGGUAGUCGUGACCUGCAAAUGGUGAAAAUUGGUCUUCGAGUUCUUACCCGUCCAGUCCCAGAUCAAUUACCCACCAUCUAUCGGACCCUUGGCGAGAACUAUAAUGAAAGAGUUCUACCUUCUAUCAUCCAUGAAACACUGAAAGCUGUUGUUGCUCAGUACAAUGCUAGCCAGCUCAUUACCCAAAGAGAGGCUGUGAGUAGGGAGAUAAGGAAGAUCCUGACUGAAAGGGCAUCCAACUUUAACAUUGCAUUGGAUGAUGUUUCCAUUACUAGCCUUACUUUUGGGAGAGAAUUUACAGCAGCUAUCGAAGCUAAACAAGUGGCUGCUCAAGAGGCUGAAAGGGCCAAGUUUGUUGUUGAAAAAGCUGAGCAAGACAAGAAAAGUGCAAUUAUUAGAGCUCAGGGAGAGGCUAAGAGUGCCCAGUUGAUUGGUGAAGCAAUUUCCAACAAUCCCGCCUUCAUCUCGCUGAGGAGAAUUGAAGCAUCAAGGGAAAUUGCUGGCAUUCUCCAUAACUCUGCCAACAAAGUGUACCUCAAUUCAGACAACUUGUUGCUCAACCUCCAUGAGAUGAACUUGAACCCCACUGGAAGGAAGUAAGCUCUUGAAGACAACUCUCUAUUUUGGUGUCCCAAUCUUGCAAGGCUACAAAGGGUUUACUGUGACAUAAGGGUAGUAGUACAUUGCUUUUUCUUAUGGGAUUACGGAUAUUAUAUUAGUAACCUAAAAUACAGUCAUGUUGGUGGCAUUGAAGGGACUCCAUCAUUAGUUUACUAAUAUCUCUUGGAAAAUUUUACUCGUAUGGUUUUGGCUUGUUAAGCUACUCCUUUAUGUCCCCUAUUCAUUUGGGACGUUUGUACGUUCGAAAUUAUCGGAAGCGAUCGAAGUCCAACUUUAAAGCCACAGAACUUAUUAAUCAGCCAUCAGGAUCGAAUCACCAAUUUCUGGAGUUGGAAUACAUUUAAUGUGGAGUCCUUUUCUCCGCUCUAGUUUGGUUGAUGAGUAAAAAGUAUUAUCAAGCAGCGGUAUUUUUUUUAUCAUUUUUUUCUUUCCCUCUCUACACUUGGAGCACUGGUACAUUCCAACUUCGAUCGGAUCAACUUUUACAUUUUAUAUUCAGUUCUAUGAACAAAGGCAGUUGUGGGUGAAAGGUGAACGCAGUCACAAGCCAAAUUUAAAAGUGACCAGCUCACUGACAAUUUUGAUUUGAAUCUACGGAUUUGAAUAAUUCGCCAAGAGGCACAAAUGUUCACUCAUUAAAUUCUAGUUUAUCUGUUGAUUUGAUCAAAAGAGGUUAACAAUUUCGAAGGAUAAAUGUAAGCAAACUAGUGCUGCGGGUUGUAAAGGCCAAACAUUUAUACUGUAUUUUUAAUCUUUGCAUUUGAAGUUUUUACUCUUAUUUUUCAUGUCAGAAAAUUUAUAAGAUGAAUAUUUUUCGUUGUCUAUUUUAUCUUUAUGAUACGAGAAAUGUGAAUAUAUAGAGUAAAAUGUAAAGAAAAUAAAUAAAUAAAUUCUCUUACUUGGCAAUAUUGCCUAGCAGGCUGUAAACUUAACAGA
Oldenlandia corymbosa var. corymbosa is the source of this 2591-nucleotide messenger RNA. NCBI's taxonomy places the organism in Eukaryota, Viridiplantae, Streptophyta, Magnoliopsida, Gentianales, Rubiaceae. The record is from the annotation of a GenBank genome assembly.